This is a messenger RNA of Macrosiphum euphorbiae (potato aphid), 1191 nucleotides long. The record is from the annotation of a GenBank genome assembly. Lineage: Eukaryota; Metazoa; Arthropoda; Insecta; Hemiptera; Aphididae.
AUGGCCAAUAAAUGCAUUCUUUUAUUUGCAUUUGCAUUAUGCUGUGUUCGUGCUGACCAUCUGAUGUCUAAUGAUGCUUUAUCAGAUCUGAACGAUAUGUCUAAAGAUAUUACCAUAGAAUGUAAUAAUAAAGAAAUAAGUGUGACCAUUGAUACAAAGUCAAAAUCAUUCACUGGAAUAAUUUACCCAAAGGGUUUAUCAAAAAAUUCUAGUUGUAUGGCCGAAUUCAAUUAUGAAAAAAGCCCUGUAGUUUAUAAACUUCCAUUAAGAUCAUGUAAUACAAUGAGUACAUACCUAAAUGAUGGUUUAGUAGAAUACUUCAAUACAAUAGUUUUACAACCUCAUAGAAAAUUGGUGACAAAUCAGGGUAAAGGCUUUCAUAUUCGGUGUAAAUAUCAAACAAAUGAUCAGCUAUUAACUAAUGUGUUAAAUAUGAGCACAACUGAUGAAGCAGCAAUGAUUGAAACUGCCAAGAUGCCAACAUGUACAAUGAAAAUUUUUUCUGGAAAAACUGUAAAACAAGAUGUAGCAGAAAAUGUGAAAAUUGGAGAUCCCUUGACGAUGGUCAUAUCGAUAAAUAGUGAAGACAUUUUUGGAUUGUUUAUUACAGACUGUUUGGUUCGUGAUGGUUUGGGUUGGGGUGAUCAGCGUCUUAUUGAUCAAUCUGGAUGUUCAAUUGAAGAUGAUAUAAUGGGACAAUUCCAAUACAGUGCCAACAAAACAACAGCAGUAGUGAAUUUUCAAGCUCAUAAGUUUCCUUAUACUACCUCUGUAUAUUAUCAAUGUCACGUUCAUUUAUGUUUGAAAGCAAAUGGAGGCUGUGCAAAUACGCCACCAAAUUGUAGUAAUAGAAAACGUUUUCGGCGUGAAGACCAAACAAUUGAAGAUGAAAGUCCAGCUACAAUAGAAGUAUAUAGCGGUCUUUAUGUAAAUGAAGGAGUAGAUUCAGGUAAUCCUGAACAGAUGGAUCAAGUAGCACGAGAAAAAAUUUUGGAUGAUCCUUACAAUAUUUGCAUUUCUCAGCGUAAUUUUGCUAUAAGUAUUGCUAUAGCCGGACUUAUCCUUAUGCUUUUAACAGUAAUAACAGCUUUAAUAUUGUUGAUGAGAAGACACAAAAAGUCUGUUUCUUCAAGUGGAAGUUCAGUAUACAGCGGCCCUUACACAAAUACAGCAUUUAGUCACACUAGUUAA